UUCUGUGGAGCUGGGUCUGCUUUCACCUGGCAAGUAAGAAAAUGUAGAGGGAGGGAGGCAAGGAGAAGAAGGCCGGAGCGAGCGCUGGGCCGGGGGCCUCCGGGCAGGACCUCCCUCCCUGCGGCGCAGCCUCACCAUGUCCAAGAGGGGCUCCAGCAGCCGAGCCCGGGGGGAGAAGCCGGACGCCUUGGCUGCCUUGCAGGCUGCCAAUGAAGAGCUCAGGGCCAAGCUCACCGACAUCCAGAUAGAGCUGCAGCAGGAAAAGAGCAAGGUCAGCAAGUUGGAAAGGGAGAAAAACCAGGAGGUGAAGCAAAUCAAGGAGCACGAGCAGCAUAAAAGUACAGUGGUGGUGACAGAGCUCAAGGUCAAACUUCAUGAAGAGAAAAUGAAGGAGCUGCAAGCUGUUCGCGAGACGCUGCUGAGGCAGCACGAGUCUGAGCUGCUCAGAGUCAUCAAAAUCAAAGACAAUGAAAUCCAGAGGCUGCAGGCCCUGCUCAACUCGGUGCGCGAUGGGGCUCCCGACAAGGUCAAGACGGUGCUGCUCUCGGAGGCCAAGGAGGAGGCCAAGAGGGGCUUUGAGGUGGAGAAAAUCAAAAUGCAGCAGGAGAUUUCCGAGCUGAAGGGGGCUAAGAAACAAGUGGAAGAGGCUUUAACCAUGGUCAUCCAGGCUGACAAAAUCAAAGCAGCGGAGAUCAGGAGCGUGUACCACCUGCACCAGGAGGAGAUCAGCAGGAUCAAGAGGGAGUGUGAGAGGGAGAUCCGUAGGCUGAUGGAGGAGAUUAAGUUUAAAGACAGAGCAGUCUACGUGCUGGAGAGAGAGUUAGGGGUUCAAGCCGGGCAUGCUCAGAGACUGCAGCUCCAAAAGGAGGCUUUAGAUGAACAACUUUCCCAGAUCAAAGAGUCUGAUCGGCAUCUGAGCAGCCCCAAGCGGGAACUUCCUUAUCCAAGUGGUGCAGGAGACGCUUCAGAUCAUUCGGGAAGCCCCGAACAGCAGUUGGAUGAAAAGGACGCCAGGCGCUUCCAGCUGAAAAUCGCCGAGCUGAGCGCCAUCAUCAGGAAGCUGGAGGACAGGAACGCGCUGCUGUCCGAGGAGAGGAACGAGCUGCUCAAACGUCUCAGAGAAGCUGAGAGCCAGUACAAGCCCAUCCUGGACAAGAACAAACGCCUCAGCAGGAAGAAUGAAGAGCUGUCCCAUGCCUUGCGGCGGAUGGAGAAUAAACUCAAGUUUGUAACCCAAGAGAACCUUGCCAUGAGACAAAGAGCUGGAUCAAUCAGGAGACCAAGCUCUUUAAAUGACCUUGACCACAGCCAGGAAGAAAGAGAAGUUGACUUCCUGAGACUACAAGUUAUUGAACAGCAAAAUCUCAUUGAUGAGCUCUCCAAGACCCUGGAAACUGCUGGCUAUGUGAAGAGUGUCAUGGAACGUGACAAACUGCUGAGGUAUAGGAAGCAGAGGAAGAAAAUGACAAGGAUCCCCAAGAAGCCGGUGGUGGAGACGUUCUUCGGCUACGACGAAGAAGCUUCCCUGGAGUCUGAUGGCUCCUCCAUCUCAUACCAAACUGACAGGACAGAUCAAACCCCUUGCACUCCUGAAGAUGACCUGGAAGAGGGCAUGGCCAAGGAAGAGACGGAGCUGCGCUUCCGGCAGCUGACGAUGGAGUACCAGGCCCUGCAGCGAGCCUACGCCCUAUUGCAAGAACAGGUCGGAGGAACAUUGGAUGCAGAACGAGAAGUUAAGACACGUGAGCAGCUCCAAGCAGAGAUACACCGGUCACAGGCUCAGAUAGAAGACCUGGAGAAGGCUUUGGCUGAGCAGGGGCAGGACAUGAAGUGGAUUGAGGAGAAGCAAGCACUGUACAGAAGAAACCAAGAGCUGGUAGAAAAGAUAAAGCAGAUGGAAGCUGAGGAAGCUCGCCUGAAACAUGAUGUCCAGGAUGUGAAGGAUCAAAAUGAGCUCCUGGAGUUCAGGAUCCUGGAGCUUGAAGAGAGAGAGCGACGGUCGCCUGCCAUCAACUUCCACCACGGUCCUUUCACGGAGGGGAAAAGCCCUCUGCAAGUCUACUGCGAGGCAGAAGGUGUAACAGACAUAGUAGUAGCAGAGCUGAUGAAAAAGUUGGACAUUUUAGGGGAUAACGCCGUAAGUAACCUGACCAAUGAAGAGCAAGUGGUUGUCAUCCAAGCAAGGACAGUCCUCACCUUGGCUGAAAAGUGGCUCCAGCAGAUCGAAGUGACCGAGUCUGCACUGCAGCAGAAGAUGCUGGACCUGGAGAAUGAAAAGGAGCUGUUCAGCAAGCAGAAGGGCUACCUGGAUGAGGAGCUGGACUUCAGGAAGCAGUCCUUGGACAAAGCACACAAGCAAAUUCUGGAAUUAGAAGCCAUGCUCUAUGAUGCCCUGCAGCAAGAAGCUGGAGCCAAAAUUUCCGACCUUCUUUCAGAAGAGGAGAAAGAGAAGCUGAAGAGUGCUGUAGAGCAAUGGAAGAGGCAGGUCAUGAGCGAGCUCCGAGAGAGGGACGCCCAAAUCCUGCGGGAAAGGAUGGAGCUCAUCCAGCACGCGCAGCAGAGAAUUAAAGAGCUAGAAGAAAGAAUUGAAGGCCAAAAAAGACAAAUAAAAGAGUUAGAGGAAAAGCUUUCAUUCUUUGGUCAUAGCCCUUCAGGCCACAUGCAAAAGCCUUCUGAGGAAGCUACAAAGGCUUCGACUGCUGCUGACGAGAAGACAGCAUUGACUACCCAGCCAGAAAAAGAGACUUUGCCACCUCAGAACUCCCAAAUCUCUCUCUUAUUUUGCUCCUGGCAAUGGCAGGUGCAAUCUCUGUGGCCCUUUCAGACUGAAGCUGAACUGGGCUAGGUGGCAGGUUCUGCCUGGGUGACAUCCAAGCUGCUGGCACCUCAGUCUGAGGCCUUUGAAAAGCCUACGCUAACCACGAAGAAGAAGAAGAAAGCCAAAAACCCUUUCCCUCUCCUACAGCCACAGGCUCCUUCCUGGGAUCCUGGCUCUGCUGCUGGAAGUAGCUCAGCUCUGCCUCAGGAGCUAUACCUUCAUUCAGAUCAACUGAAUAGAUUUUGGUUCCCUGCUAAGCAGGCAGUCAACUGCUUCUCUGUAGAAGUGACCAUGUCCUGGUUUGUGUGUCACGCAUUGGUGUUUGUUGUUCACAGCUACUUCAGCAUCUGUCUUGGAAGAAGAUGAUGAUUUGGGGAAGAGUUCCAGGGGAGCAACUCAUGGAAAGAUUGAUGUGAGUGAAGGUGAAGUUGAUUGUCCCAAGGUAUUUCCUCACAGCCCAGGGUAUGUCCCAUGGUUUGUGGGUUUCACCACUUGAGCUUGGAGAACAUAGAAUCAUAGAAUUGUUUGGGUUGCAGAAGACCUCUAAGAUCAUCGAGUCCAACCACCAACACAACAGCACCAUGGCCAUUAAACCAUGUCCCAAAGUGCCAUGGCCACACAUUUCAUUGAACACCUUCACGGAGCUGUGAAGGACAUGAAGACUAUGAAGGACAUGG
Messenger RNA from Dryobates pubescens (Downy woodpecker), 3495 nucleotides. It is a transcript of the gene JAKMIP3, whose product is annotated as Janus kinase and microtubule interacting protein 3. The record is from RefSeq and is a predicted model, not a curated record. Gene Ontology annotation, molecular function: kinase binding; microtubule binding. The coding region runs from base 137 to 2845 and encodes 902 amino acids. The transcript is spliced from 23 exons. NCBI's taxonomy places the organism in Eukaryota, Metazoa, Chordata, Aves, Piciformes, Picidae.